AUGAUAUUUCCAUGUAUUUUGAUUAAAUUUACUUCUGGUUAUACAAACGAAGACACGCUCGUCAUUCCGGAAGGUACGAAUGAAACAACUCCAUAUCAAUAUGCUAAUUAUAAUAAUUUCACUAAUAUCAUUUUUCCAGAUUCAUUAGUUACAAUCAAUGAGAGAUCUUUUUAUAAUUGCACAAGCCUACAAAGCCUUGAAUUACCUCCAAACUUAACAAAAAUUUCAAAAUACGCCUUUUCAUUUUGCAUUAGCUUGCAAAAAAUCAUAUUUCAUUCAAAUAUUGAUACCCUUGAUGACAGACUGUUCGAGCAUUGCACAAGUCUUGAAAAAAUACAAUUUCCACCUUCAUUGAAACAAAUCAGUGGUAAUGCAUUUUUAAAUUGUAUUAAUCUUGGUAAAAUAUCAUUUCCAGAUACAAUAAAACGUAUUUCAAAUUGUGCAUUUCUAAAUUGUCAAAAGUUAACAUUUGAAUCUUUGCCAAAAUCAUUAUUUUGGAUUGGAAGGAAUGCAUUUGACUCAUGUGAAAGCAUAAAAAGUAUUGAGAUACCAAAAUCUACUCAAUUUAUAGAAGGAUUCUCUUUUGCGUUUUGCACUCAAUUAGAAAGAAUAGUUUUUUUAAAUCCUCGUACAUAUUUAUCAGGAUGUAAUUUUCGCAAAUGUGAAAAACUGACCUAUAUUAAACUACCAUCAGUACUUGAUGCCAUCGGCCAUCAUUUAUUUUGGUCCUGCACUAAUUUGGAAUCAAUUAUCUUACCUGAUACUAUUAAAAAAAUAGGUGAAUCGGCCUUUUAUGAAUGUUUCAAUUUAAAAGAAAUGAAAUUACCGAAGAAACUUACAGAAAUUGGUGUAUCAGCUUUUUAUAAGUGUUAUUCAUUAAUUAACAUAAUACUUCCAGAAAAGCUAGAUUUAGUAAGACCUAAAGCUUUUAUGAAUUGCAUUGGUAUAAAAAAUAUUUCAUUCCUAAAUAAAUCAACAUCUAUUGGCGGUUCCUGCUUCGCGGGUAUGACAUCUUUAGCUAAUAUUACUCUUCCAAGCGAAUUGAUAGCAAUUUAUAAAAACACAUUUUUAGAUUGUGUGAGUUUGAAUUAUAUAAAGAUUCCAAACACAGUAUUGAAAAUUGAUGCAUUUUCUUUUUUCAACUGUUCUAAACUUCGAAAUAUAGAAUUACCAAGCGGCAUAACUGAAAUUUCUGAAAAUUGCUUCGGCAAUUGUGUUUCUCUUGAGACAAUUAUAAUAAACUCUAAUAAUUUAUUGUCAAUUGAAAAAUAUUCGUUCCAAUAUUGCGUUUCUUUGAAAUCAAUACCACUACCUGUUUCAAUUCGAAUUAUCAAACCAUUUGCAUUUUUAUCUUGUCAUCAUCUAACAGAGUUGAAUUUUCCAGAUACUCUAACUGAGAUUUGUGAAAAAUCUUUCUAUGAAUGUACAUCAUUAGUUCGAAUUAAUUUACCAAAAGGUCUUAGUAUAUUAGGAAAAAAUUCAUUUUCCAAUUGUGCAUCAUUGAAAGAAAUUAUUAUUGAAUCAAAUUGUUCAUUCGGACAAAACGUUUUCGAAAACAGCAGUAUGAUUGAGCAUUUAAUCUUUUCGUAUCCAAAUGUUAACAUAUUUAAGGAGAAGAUGCUAACAUCGUUAGUCAGAUCAAUUACAUUCAAUCCAUCUAUCAAAGAAUAUCAAUCACUCGUCAAAUUUGAAAAUCUAGGAAAUAUUUAUAUUAAUACAUAA
Molecule: messenger RNA, 1722 nt
Organism: Trichomonas vaginalis G3
Lineage: Eukaryota; Parabasalia; Trichomonadida; Trichomonadidae
Product: surface antigen family
Exons: 1
Coding region: 1-1722 (573 amino acids)
Source: RefSeq, a predicted model, not a curated record